GGACAAGGGGACCAGAUUCUUCUUCAACGUGGAGUUCGCCCGACUCAACAAGCGCAAACACGCGCGGGCGAACGGCGGAGCCGAGUCCGAAGUCAAGGCGGGCGGUGACAAGGCGGGCGUCAGCGUGGCGCUGCCGCGAUCGCCCAGCUCGUCAUCGGACGAGGAGGAUUUCAUCGGCGCAGACUCGAUCAAGGAGGACGCGCUGCCCCCGUCUGCGCGUUGCAUCAUCCACCCGCGCACCAAGAACGCCACCCGUAGGCACGUCACCAGCAUCUUGAAGUGUUUUAAGGGCCGCGCGGGCGUCAACUACGUCGUCGUGUCGUCCGAGGGUGAGGUCGAGGCGAAGGUGCGACGGGCGAGUAACCUCGGCGCGCCCAUCAUCCUCGUCGACGUCGAGAAGGUUGACGACGCCAAGGAGUUCAUCACCGCGCAUCCCGACGCGGGAAUCAUCCUCUUUGGUCUGCCCUAUCAGCUCAUAGAGCUGCACAAGCGCGUCGCCAGCUCGCGAAACGUCCUGACGGUGCUCAAACCCGUCAAGCCUUCCGACCUCAUCGACGCAAUCAACAAGCUCGUCGCCUCGCACGAUUCGGACGCCAAGUGGUCGACCGAUCCGACGCCCAUGGACGAGUCCAGAAGCUCUCUGGACGCGAAUGAGAAGCUCGAGAUUGCAUCCGCGCUCAACUCCGAGGCUGCGAGGAUGCGCGAGGACAUGUACGCGGUCGAGGCGCGCGUCUCGGGUUCGAGCGAAGCCGGCUCGGAGGGGUCCGCCGCCGACGUUAAGGAUUUUCUCCACAACUCGUUAAUUAAUCCGCCGGAGUUUCACAACCGGCCCUCCAAGCCGGACGCCGCGAAGGGCUGGAGCAAGGACCUGGAAGGAAUUACGGUGCUGUUGGCGGAGGAUAACACGAUGAACCAGCAGAUGGCUAAGUUUUCCAUCGAAAAGUGCGGCGCCAAGCUGGAAAUCGCGCACCACGGGCGGCACGCGCUGGAGUGCGUGCGCUACCGCAUGGAGAAUUACCUGUCAAACUACGAUUGCAUCCUGAUGGACAUGAUGAUGCCGGUGAUGGACGGAGAGGCGGCGACGCGGGCGAUCAGGGAUCUCGAGCUGAAGAUGGGCAGGGGCGACAAGAGGCACGUCAUCGUGGGACUGUCGGCGAAUGUCGGGCCCGAGUACACCGCUCGGGUCAAGGCGGCGGGCAUGGACGGCAGCUUGUCCAAGCCCUUCUACCCGGCCACGCUGCGAAACACGCUUCUGCAGGUGAGGCAAGGGACGUACAAGGGUUUCGAGGGGGAGAUGACCUGCCCGGGAGAUAACCUGCCCGCGCAUUGAGGCGAGCGAGCUUAAGUGACUUAGUGAGGCUUAAGCUCGGGCGGGGGCGACGAAAUAUUUCCGAGGAAGGUGGGGCGCUCGGAAGCCUUCUCGGAGAGGGGGACGCGCGCUCGGGCGCGGCCGCGCGGUGUAUCACGAUUGCUUUGCUUGGCGUUGGAGCGCUAUUAUCACCGCUCGAUGACGCUAUCUUAAAUGCUACAAUAUCGUACAAGAA
This is a messenger RNA of Micromonas commoda, 1544 nucleotides long. RefSeq lists its product with no specific name. Bases 620 to 1330 code for a protein of 236 amino acids. The transcript has a single exon. Lineage: Eukaryota; Viridiplantae; Chlorophyta; Mamiellophyceae; Mamiellales; Mamiellaceae. The record is from RefSeq and is a predicted model, not a curated record. Gene Ontology annotation, biological process: phosphorelay signal transduction system.